CGGGCAUACAACAAAAAAAUGAAGCGCGCAUAAAAAAAAAGAAAAUUUAAAGCUUCGCCCCUCCUCACCACUCCUACUGUAUGGAUAUGAAAAAGAAACAAUGGGCCAACAUCAAUCCAAAUCCAAAGAAGCAACAGUGAAAAACAACAGCAAUAUUACAGAGAGCCGACCAUCCUCCGGUAUUGGCGAAAACACGAGCACAUUGUCGUUUGGCAAACACAGUACCACCGAAUGCUCAUCCUUGGGCGACCGGUCCAACGCGACACUGUUACAAUUCAAACGCAAACUGAAACGCAUUGAACUUUAUUCCCUUCAUCAAGUUUUUGACGAGCUGAAAACAGAAUACCCUGACCAUUUUGAAUGCAUUGAAGCUAAAAAGUUUUUGGAACACUUGAACCUGCCACGUUCAGUUGAACAAGGAGGCAUUCUGUUGUUCAAAUCAUUCUCAUACCUCGGUUCAUAUCCAAACUGUUCGUCCGCGGUGCCUCUGACGUUUGAGGCGUUUCUUACAGCAUUUGUGCUGCUUACGGGCAAGAUGGAUGACAGUGACAAUCUCGACGCCUCGCUCUUUGAAGACAUGUUUUUUGAAUCACUGGCCGUUGUUCAUUCAAAAGCAAGCAACAAACCCGCUAGUCCAACAGAAACAGAACAGGAACAACCCAACACACUACCGGUGCCGCAGCAUGAAAAAGAAGAGGAGAAAAGAACAAAGGGGCUAUCACUUGCUGAUCUAGGCGUCAGUUUUGACGAUUUGGAUUUUGGCCAACAGGACGCCGAAAGGAAAAGCACAGCCGACGACGACGACAACGAUGACGACGAUGACGAUGAUUCAGCCAUGAUGCUCUGUCGUGACCUUGUCGAGUUAUUUACGUUGAUGCUGUAUAUUGUUCAAAUGGAAAAGCAAGAACAAACCAAGAUGGGUAGUGGAGAUGAUAAAAGUGUGGAGACACUGAGACGGAUGGCACGCGCGAUGGUGGAUAGUAUGCAGCCGACCAGCGACACCAGCAGCAGCAAUAAUGAUGGCAGCGACAGCAACCAAGAUCAAGUAUCGCAACGGCAUUUCUUUGCAUGGAAACGACGUAAUGCACCUUACCUGUUCAAAACGAUCCAAUCCUUCAUCUAUGGCAAAUUUGCCUUGAGCGGCCAAACGUCGCUGACGACUGUAUCGGACCUGAUUCUUCCAGAAGACAGUGUAUCCACACCAGAUACAUCUGACAUCUUGACGCUACCUUAUUGCGCACUGUUGUGCUGGUGUUUGCCAGAGAUUGCGCGUCGUGUCAAGAUGUGGCCGCGUCUCUAUUCGGCCAACCAAGACGGGUUUGCGAUGAACCGAUUCGAACGCAACGUGUUUCGCUAUCCGGGUCCCACACUGAUGGUGAUCCAAGGCGAGGAAUUGCACACAAACAAAUCGAUUCUGAUUGGCGCUUACAUUUCCGAAGCAUGGAAGCAGUCGUCGCGGCACUAUUGGGGAAACGACGCAUGUUUUGUGUUUGAACUGUGGCCGACGUUCCAAGUGUAUCGCUCAACAAAACGCAACAACCAAUAUAUUUACUAUCACGACGACUUUGGCAUUGCUAUGGGUGGCACUUCUAAAUCAUCUGCUCCUCCGGUCUCCUCCUCGUCAUCAAUGCUCAACAAAAGACAUCCGUCGUCUUCUUCUGUUAACUUUUUGUUGCAAUUGGAUAAUACCCUUCAACAAGGCGUCUAUGCUCAGGAACAAUACCCAUCUUUACCCACAUUUGAAAACUCAGCCUGUACCCGUCAAAAGUCCGGAUUCAAUGUCAAGUUUGAAACGAUUGAUAUCGAGGUGUUUGGUAUGGGCAGCGAAAAGGCACGAAAGGUCCAGGAACGUGAAUGGGAGUUUGAGAAGCGGGAAGCGGUACGACGUGCCGGCUUACAAUUUCGACAAGCAGAUGGAAACCAAGUGGACCGCGAACUUUUGCGGAUGGCAGGCAUUAUUGAUGACGACAAUCGUCAGGAACGAUAAUGCAAAAUUUCUUUCGUUGUUGUGUGUAAUAAAAGACCUAUCAUCAUCAUCAUCAUCAUCCGUACUCAUGCUCUGUCGUUGAUCCACAUG
Molecule: messenger RNA, 2077 nt
Organism: Zychaea mexicana
Lineage: Eukaryota; Fungi; Mucoromycota; Mucoromycetes; Mucorales; Lichtheimiaceae
Product: TLD-domain-containing protein
Exons: 2
Coding region: 101-1987 (628 amino acids)
Source: RefSeq, a predicted model, not a curated record